Adineta steineri is the source of this 1491-nucleotide messenger RNA. The record is from the annotation of a GenBank genome assembly. NCBI's taxonomy places the organism in Eukaryota, Metazoa, Rotifera, Eurotatoria, Adinetida, Adinetidae.
AUGUUUAUGGUGUUUCUUCUUAUUAUUUACAUCAAUACAAUAGAUUGUCAAACAACAACAACAGCAGCACCAACAUUUAUUUACGGUUGUUCUUUUACAAAUAGUACAUAUUUGACAAACGCCGCAGUAUCAAAUCAAUUUCAAUUUCUUAAUUCUACAUCCAUUAAACUUACUGCUAGUUACGCAUUUUUAUCUACACCUUUAUCGAUAUCAACAUUUGGAAUUGGUCUUAUCUAUCCAUUUUCUACAUCAGUUAAUCUUGUACCAUUUCCUGUUUUUCUUAAUUGCGCAUCUUCUAUUCAAUCCUGUCAAUUAGGAACUAUAGCUGUUACUACAACAACAACACGCGCAUCAGAACCUAUUGGUGUACAACUUUCGCCAUUUAAUUAUUCAUCAUCAUCAUCGUCAUCAAUUCUAUUUAAUCAAAUGGGUUUAUAUCUUAAUCAAGGAUCAUAUCAAUUAAGUAAUUGUACAUUAAAUAAUGGACAAUAUAUGACUGAUCCACAGACUAUAUUUAAUAUUCAAAUACAAUAUGAAAAAACUGUUGGUACUAGUUGUAAUCCAUCUACUGAUACUUGUGGUAUAUCAUCUCUAACAACUUGUUCUUCAUCAUCCUUAACAUGUACAUGUCUUUCACCAAAUUCUCUUGUAUCUUAUUCAAAUUCAUUCUAUUGUGCUGAUACAUUAAAUUCAAGUAAUUGUAAUAUAUUCCCAUCACGUUGUGUAACAUGGUGUAAUGCAACAACAAAUAGUUUAUGUAUUUGUCCAUCAGAUACAUUGAAAAUUCAACGAAAUUAUACCUAUGUUUGUGAAUUACCUGUUAAUUCAUUGAAUUGUUCAAGUAAUGAUAGUAUACGUCGUUGUUCACUUGGACAAAGUUGUAUAAAUGGACAAUGUAUUGAUAGUAUAAUAACCACAACAAAAAUAAAUGAUACCAGCAGUCCUCUUGAUCAACGUCUUCGUAUCGCUCUUGGUGUUAUUGCUGGUUUACUUGGCACAUCCAUACUUGUUCUUUUAGGUGCAUUUUGUUGGAUACGUCAACGACAUAAACGACAACGUGCUAUAGCAGAAAAAUCUCUUUCAUUAUCGUCAGUACCAUCAGCUACACCAACAUCAUCACUUUAUAUGUCACCUACCGAACAUCACGAACAACAACAACAACAACGACAACCUUCUUUACCAAAUCGAGUUUAUCAAUUACCUGUUGAAAAUAAUAAUUCAAUAUUAUUACCAAUCUAUCGUACAAAUUCAUUUCGUCAAGCUAUUAAUUCAGGUUAUAAUCAAACAACUGAGCAUGUAUCAACAAAACGCGAUAGUUUUAUCGAUCGAUCAAUUUAUGAAAAAGAUGAUUUAGAUUCUUCAAAUUAUAGUACAUUACAAUAUGUUAUUCCAACUCGAACAUUAAAUUAUCAAUAUUCAAAUGAACAAAAUAAUAUUUAUCAAGUUUUUAUGCCAUCAUCUUCACCAACAAGUCUUACACAUGAUGUAUAA